Molecule: messenger RNA, 987 nt
Organism: Penicillium samsonianum
Lineage: Eukaryota; Fungi; Ascomycota; Eurotiomycetes; Eurotiales; Aspergillaceae
Exons: 1
Coding region: 1-987 (328 amino acids)
Source: RefSeq, a predicted model, not a curated record
AUGACAAACCUAUCACAAUCCCCCGACGGAUUACAUGGGUACCACGACAAUAAUGUGGCAGUGCGGACAUUGAUGAUUGUCUUCACCUCCAUCGCAUUGUACAACGCCAUUGAAUUGCUCAUAUUGUUAUUUUUGACUUUUACUCAUUAUCGGGGACUCUACUUUUGGACGCUUCUGCUCUCGGUAACUCUCGGAGUCAUCCCUCACGCCGUUGGCUAUUUGCUGGUGUUCUUUUCUCUAGCGCCAUUAUGGCUCUCUUUGACUAUCUCCACUAUUGGCUUCUACGUCAUGGUCCCAGGUCAAUCGCUGGUCCUAUACUCUCGCCUUCAUUUGGUGGUCCAUAGCAACAAAGUGCUUCGGUUUGUUCUUUGGCUGAUUAUCAUCGACGCGAUCAUUCUCUUGAUACCAACCACCGUUCUUACCUUCUGUACCGCAUUCGUUGCAACUCCGUCAGUGAUUCGCGGAUACAAUGUCAUGGAGCGCAUGCAACUGGCCUGGUUCUGUGCCCAAGAGAUUGUCAUCUCGGGAAUUUACAUUGUCGAGACCGUGAAGCUGCUCAGAAUGAUGCCGGACAAGGACCAACGGCGGUCCAGAAUCAUGUAUGAGUUGCUGGCCAUCAAUUUCGUCAUCAUAUUGCUCGAUAUUUGUUUACUCCUUGUGGAAUACCUCGGGUUUUACUCGCUGCAGACCACGUUGAAGUCCAUGGUCUACAGUAUCAAGUUGAAGCUCGAGUUCGCUGUGCUCGGGAAGCUAGUCGAUCUUGUGCAGAGUUCUCGAUCGCAACCCACUUCGCUGGAGCACGAAGAAUACCCUGGCUUCGUGGAUCCUUCCCAGAUUACAUCGGACAUCACUCAUGCAGCCCCUCGGGAAUCGCGACCGGGGGUACGGAGAGGCUGGAAUACAAUAUCUGUGGAGAGCUUGCCCAUUUCCGAGCGCAGAAUUCGUCCGUCUACCCGGUCGACCGACAAUAGCCUGCAUCCAUCUUGA